Theobroma umbraticum is the source of this 3754-nucleotide messenger RNA. RefSeq names its product structural maintenance of chromosomes 5 (gene SMC5). Gene Ontology annotation, molecular function: single-stranded DNA binding. The record is from RefSeq and is a predicted model, not a curated record. Gene Ontology annotation, biological process: double-strand break repair via homologous recombination. Lineage: Eukaryota; Viridiplantae; Streptophyta; Magnoliopsida; Malvales; Malvaceae. Gene Ontology annotation, cellular component: Smc5-Smc6 complex; nucleus.
GCUACGGUCGGCUCGGCUCAAUAGUUUCCCGCCAUUUUCAGCUUCUCUCACUCUCUCUGCGAAAUUAGGGUUCUGUAAUUCCAUGGUGUGAUCGAAUCAUCAGCUAGGGUUUCAAAUUGAUUUCGACUUCUCCUAAAUUUCCCCAUGCCCAAAAUCACCGAUAUAAUCUGCAACUGAUCGAUUAGUUCGCUGUUCCUUGUUCUUCCUAUGGAGGAACCUCGCGUUAAACGCCUCAAAAUUUCUAGUGUCAGGAUUGGUUGCCGAGAAAGCGAGGGAAAAUGUGGGAAAAACAAGGAUCCGAAAUAAGAGAAAACUCGGGACUUGAAUUCUGAAUUUUGGGGCGAAGAUGACUAUCUGCCUGGAAAUAUCACUGAGAUUGAGCUUCAUAAUUUCAUGACCUUUAAUCACUUGGUAUGCAAACCAGGGUCACGAUUAAAUCUUGUCAUAGGGCCAAAUGGUUCCGGUAAGAGCUCUCUUGUAUGUGCCAUCGCACUUUGUCUUGGCGGUGAACCUCAGUUGCUUGGGAGGGCCACAAAUAUUGGAGCAUAUGUGAAGCGUGGGGAAGAGUCUGGGUAUAUUAAAAUUUCAUUGAGGGGGUACACUAAGGAGGAGCAAAUCACCAUUGUCCGUAAAAUAGAUACACGCAACAAGUCGGACUGGUUGUACAAUGGCAAAUCUGUGCCCAAAAGAGAGAUACUGGAAGUAAUUCGAAAAUUCAACAUCCAAGUCAACAAUUUGACGCAAUUCUUACCGCAAGACAGGGUCUGUGAGUUUGCCAAGUUAACUCCCAUUCAGCUCCUCGAGGAGACUGAAAAAGCAGUUGGUGAUCCUCAACUCCCAGUGCAACAUUGUGCUCUUGUUGAAAAAAGCUGUGAACUGAAAAGAUAUCAAAAAGCUGUAGAAAAAAUGGGAGAAAGUUUGAAACAGCUGAUAGCCCUUAAUGCUGAGCAAGAAAAAGAUGUUGAGCGUGUCCGCCAAAGAGAUGAACUUCUGGAAAAGGUUAAUUACAUGAAAAAGAAAUUGCCUUGGCUGAAGUAUGAUAUGAAGAAGGCUGAAUACCUUAAAGCCCAGGAAAGGGAAAAGGAUGCAGAGAAGAAGUUGGAUGAAGCUGCCAAGAUACUGAAUGAAUUUAAGGCACCCAUUGAAAAACAAAAGCAGGAGAAAGCGAAGCUUGAUCAUAAAUGUAAACACAUUAGCAAUCUCAUGAAUGAAAAUGUUAAGAAACGUAUUGAUCUUCUGCAGAAAGAAAAUGAGGCGGCAGUGCAAGUGCGAGGUAAGUACAAGGAAGUGGAAGAUUUGAGGAGAGAAGAAGACUCUCGCAAACAAAGAAUAUUAGAGGCUGAAAGGAAACUUGCUGCUGCUGAACAGGAACUUCAGAACCUGCCUGCGUAUGAGCCUCCUAAGGAGGAAAUUGACAAAUUAAGUAGUCAAAUUGUGGAGCUAACUUCUUCUGCUCGUCAAAAGAUGCAGCAGAAGAAGGAGAAGGAAAAAUCUCUAGGCCAAAUGAAAACAGCCCUGAGAAACUGUAUGGAUAGUUUGAGAGAUAUGGAGAAUACAAACACCAAACUUUUACGUGCUUUACGGAAUUCUGGUGCAGAAAAGAUAUUUGAUGCUUAUGAAUGGGUUCAACUGCAUCGCCAUGAACUGAACAAGGAGGUUUAUGGCCCUGUAUUGCUUGAGGUGAAUGUUGCAGAUCAGGUUCAUGCUAAUUUCUUGGAAGGUCAUGUUGCUCACUACAUCUGGAAAUCUUUCAUUACUCAAGAUUCUGGUGAUAGGGAUUUUCUAGUAAAAAACCUACAGUCAUUUGAUGUUCCCAUUUUAAAUUAUGUAAGAGAUGAAUCUGGUCGGAAAUCACCCUUUGAAAUUUCUAAGCAGAUGCAUGAACUUGGCAUCUAUUCCCGGCUUGACCAAGUUUUCGAUGCUCCCACUGCUGUAAAGGACGUUUUGACAUCGCAGUUUGGUCUGGAGCAUUCAUAUAUUGGGUCAGAUAAAACUGAUCGGAAAGCUGAUGAUGUUGCUAAAUUGGGAAUUUUAGAUUUCUGGACUCCUCAAAACCACUAUCGGUGGUCUGUUUCUAGAUAUGAUAAUCACCUAUCAGGAACUGUAGAAUCUGUUCGUGAUUCACAUCUUCUACUGUGUGGUUUGGAUACCGGGGAAAUUGAAAAACUGAGGUCCCGAAAGAAUGAGCUUGAAAACUCUGUAGCUGAUAUGGAGGAAGGCAUAAAAUCAUUGCAGAUUCAGCAAAGGCUGUUGGAAGAUGAAGCAGCCAAACUUCAUAAACAGCGUGAGGAGAUGAUCAAUAUUGGGAAAAGGGAGAAGCAAAAACGGCGGGAAAUGGAAAGCUGUGUUGAACAAAGGCAAAAAAAAUUAGCAUCCUUGGAGGAAAUUGUUGACCUGGAAACGGCCGUGGCUAAGCUUAUUGAUCAAGCUACGAGAUCUAAUGUUCAGCGGUUUAAACAUGCAAUUAAAAUUAAGGAUUUACUUGUGGAAGCUGUUUCCUGCAAAUGGAGUUUUGCUGAAAAACAUAUGGUCUCCAUUGAAUAUGAUGCAAAGAUUAGAGACUUGGAAGUCAAUCUCAAGCAGCAUGAGAAGUUUGCUCACCAGGCUUCACUGCACUUAGAGUAUUGUAAAAAAGAUGUAGAGGAUUGUCAUCAACAACUGUCUGCUGCCAAGAGGCAUGCUGAAACAAUUGCCAUCAUUACUCCAGAACUUGCAAAGUUAUUUCUUGAGAUGCCAACUACAAUUGAGGAAUUGGAGGCUGCUAUACAAGACAAUAUUUCACAAGCCAAUUCUAUUGUCUUCCUAAACCAGAAUAUACUGCAGGAAUAUGAAGAUCGUCAGCAUCAGAUUGAAACCAUUUCUGCGAAACUGGGAGCAGAUAAUAAGGAACUACAAAAGUGCUUAGCCGAUAUAGAUGCCCUGAAGGGAAAUUGGCUUCCAACAUUGAGAAAUCUUGUUAAUCAGAUUAAUGAAACUUUCAGUCGCAACUUCCAAGAGAUGGCCGUUGCGGGAGAAGUUUCAUUGGACGAGCAUGACACCGAUUUUGAUCAGUUUGGAAUACUUAUAAAAGUCAAGUUCAGACAAACAGGUCAACUUCAAGUACUCAGUGCUCACCAUCAGUCUGGAGGGGAGCGGUCUGUUUCAACUAUUCUUUAUCUUGUUUCUCUUCAAGAUCUUACUAAUUGCCCCUUUAGGGUGGUUGAUGAGAUUAACCAAGGAAUGGACCCCAUAAAUGAAAGGAAGAUGUUUCAGCAAUUAGUAAGAGCUGCCAGCCAACCUAACACACCACAGUGUUUCCUACUUACACCGAAGUUGCUACCAAAUCUGGAAUAUAGCGAGGCUUGUAGCAUUCUGAACAUAAUGAACGGUCCUUGGAUAGAGGCACCCUCUAAAGUUUGGAGCAGUGGAGAAUGCUGGGGCACCAUUGCAGGGUUAGUGGAUGAAAGUCGAUGCUGAAAUAUCCAUCUCUAUUGAGGAUUUGUUGGAGUGGAAUAUUUAUCUCAAAGUAAGAUAGGACGGGAGAUUGCAAUGCAUUGUUUGGUUAAAAUGAAGCUGUGUUUUCUCUUGUAAUUGCAGGUUUUUGGAAAACAUUUCUGCUUCAUUGUUACUAGCUGUAUAAUACUUGCUCUUUUGUAAAGUUGAUUUCUGUCCGAGAGUAGUGUAUGAUAUUUGCAGGAUGCAAACUUCCUUGCCGUGGUGUCCAUGUUUGCUACAAUAUGUAAAGUUUACAUAGCUAAUUGUGUUUUUGGUUUAA